This is a messenger RNA of Cylicocyclus nassatus, 672 nucleotides long. Lineage: Eukaryota; Metazoa; Nematoda; Chromadorea; Rhabditida; Strongylidae. The record is from the annotation of a GenBank genome assembly.
GAUACCUCUUCAUUACUGUAGGCUUACGAGCACCCAGACGAUAUGGUGGAAACUUCAGCUCGUGGAGCGUUAAGUGGCGUCAACGAGCUGGUGAGCUUCUUGGAAUCGGCUUCGUCUUCUGAUCGCUCGGCUUUUUCGAAAAGAGCAAAUGUAAUUUUGGAGUGCAGAACCUGCGCAACACUUUUCCGCAAAGCUGAUGGCUUCAUGCGCCAUGUGAUGCGUUGCGAUAGCAGCCGCGCGGCUGACGUCGAUGCGGAAUUGAACGGACGAUCACAGCUCAUUCCUCCUCCUGUCAGAACCAUGACCGCUCCCAAAGCCGUUCGCCCAGUGAAGAAGCCAAUGGCAGACGAUUCUGUGCCAGUUCCUACGAAACUCGCUUCGACAAUGAUCGCCCAGGAGUUAAAGAAGGUUCCCAGUGUUCAGGAGUUGAAGAAGUUACCCAGCGUAAAGAGAAUUGGCCGACCACCAAAUGCAGAAAAAGCGUCCACCAAGCUUGCUGUUGCAAAGAAUGAAAUGACUGAGACCACCUCAACUCCACCUGUUGUCGCUGUAGCCAGUGAUAAUGAACCCAAAGUUUUGCCUGCUACGCGCGCUCCGAAAAGAGCCUAUAACAGGAAGUCGACAACCCCACAAAAGCGAGUUGUCCAAGCCGAUGUCAAUGAGCGAUAUUGA